Molecule: messenger RNA, 631 nt
Organism: Solea solea (common sole)
Lineage: Eukaryota; Metazoa; Chordata; Actinopteri; Pleuronectiformes; Soleidae
Product: phospholipase A and acyltransferase 3-like
Exons: 4
Coding region: 1-576 (191 amino acids)
Biological process (GO): N-acylphosphatidylethanolamine metabolic process
Cellular component (GO): cytoplasm
Molecular function (GO): A2-type glycerophospholipase activity; glycerophospholipid phospholipase A1 activity
Source: RefSeq, a predicted model, not a curated record
AUGGCACAGGAACAGUUUGACCGCAAAGUGAAACCGGGAGACCUGAUCGAGAUCGACCGCGGAAUUUAUCAGCACUGGGCCGUUUACGUCGGAGGAAAUGAAGUGGUUCAUUUGGUUACGGCAGAUAACGGGUCUUUAGAGCUGCUCUCGAACACCAGCACAGCAGAGGUGAGGCGUGACAAGCUCCAGGAAGUGGUCGGCUGCAACAAGUUCAUCAUCAAGAAUCUCCUCGACGACCAGUACGAGCCACGCGAGCCUGACGUCAUCGUGCAGGACGCCUGCGGGAUGGUGGGUCGAUCCUCGCGGUACAACCUCGCCACUAGCAACUGCGAACACUUUGUGACGAAUCUGCGAUACGGCAAACCAGAGUCACGGCAGGUUAAAAACACAGCCACUGCGAUUGGAGGCGUCGCUGUAGGUGUAGGUGUGGCAGCGUUGGCAGUUUUGGGCGCCUUUCUGUUCUCUGGCUCUUCCGAGAAAGAAAAAGAGGAGGAGGAGGAGGAGGAGCGCGUCAACAGGACGAGACAACGCAAUAGUCGCGGGAGCGGGAAUCGUCCCCAGCAUUAUUACUAUUAGAGUCCACUCACGUUCACUACCUGUGCAAAUAAUUUAAACCGUUUGAAAUAAGCUA